Mangifera indica (mango) is the source of this 1804-nucleotide messenger RNA. RefSeq names its product hydroquinone glucosyltransferase-like. Gene Ontology annotation, molecular function: UDP-glycosyltransferase activity. The transcript has a single exon. The coding region runs from base 253 to 1683 and encodes 476 amino acids. NCBI's taxonomy places the organism in Eukaryota, Viridiplantae, Streptophyta, Magnoliopsida, Sapindales, Anacardiaceae. The record is from RefSeq and is a predicted model, not a curated record.
CACUUAGCAACCCACCAGUCUUUCUUACUGUCUUGAAACAUCAAAUUUUACCACAGACACUGUAAUUCAGCUACCUUUUUAUAUGGUGCAAGUCGACCAACGCAUACGCCCAGUACCCAAUUCAAUUUUCUCCUGCAUUUAAAAUUCACCCCCAUCUUCUAUAUAAGCCACCCAGAUCCUCCCAUCUUUGUCCACACUUGAUAAAAGAAAACCCCAUAACCAGAAGCAGGUUCUGAAUUACGCUCACCAACCAUGGGACAAACACAAGCGAAAAAACCCCAUAUAGCCGUUGUUCCUACUCCAGGGAUGGGUCAUCUCAUCCCACUAAUUGAGUUCGCCAAACGACUCGUUCAGCAACAUCCAUUCACAGUCACUUUUAUCAUUCCUAACACCGGGGGGACUUCUACUGAAGCCCAAAAAUCCACUCUUGCUUCUCUUCCUUCUUCCAUCGACCUUUUUUUUCUCCCUCCGGUUACAUUAAACGACGUCCCUGAAGAUUCAAAAAUUGAAACCAGAAUUUCUCUCACUUUGGUUCGCUCUCUUCCUUCUCUUCGCGAUGUGUUGAAGUCGCUAGUAGCUAAAACCUCGCUCGUCAGCUUGGUGGUCGAUCUUUUUGGCACUGACGCCUUUGAUGUUGCUAAAGAAUUUAAUUUGUCACCCUUCAUUUUCUUCCCAUCCACGGCCAUGGUUUUGUCGUUGUUUCUGUAUUUGCCCUCGCUUGACGAGUCUGUCUCAUGUGAGUAUAGAGACCUCCCUGAACCAGUGAAUAUACCCGGAUGCAUACCCAUUCACGGUAAAUAUUUGCUCGACCCGGCUCAAGACAGAAAAAAUGAAGCUUAUGAAUGGCUACUCUACCAUACAAAAAGGUAUAGAAUGGCUGAGGGUAUUAUGGUUAAUAGCUUCAUGGAAUUGGAAGGAGGAGCUAUUCAGGCUCUGCAAGAGGCUGAACCCGGUAAACCACCAGUUUACCCGGUUGGACCACUUGUGAAAAUGGGUUCAAGUUCAAGCACAAGAAUUCACGAUGAUGAAUCCUUAAAGUGGCUUGAUAAUCAGCCACUAGGAUCUGUAUUAUUCGUCUCAUUUGGUAGCGGCGGGACCCUGUCUUCCCGUCAGUUAAAGGAGUUGGCUUUGGGGUUAGAGAUGAGUGAGCAGAGAUUUUUAUGGGUAGUAAGAAGUCCAAACGACGAGGUUGCUAAUGCAACAUAUUUCGAAGUCCAUGGCCAGAGUGAAUUUAUGAGAUUUCUACCAGAAGGGUUCUUAGAAAGGACGAAGGAGCGAGGUCUGGUGGUGCCAUCAUGGGCGCCACAGGCACAAGUGUUGAGCCAUGGCUCCACAGGGGGAUUCCUGAGCCAUUGUGGAUGGAAUUCUGUUCUGGAGAGUGUUGUAAAUGGUGUACCAUUAAUAGCCUGGCCACUUUAUGCGGAACAGAAAAUGAACGCUGUAACGCUGACCGAGCAUAUUCAAGUGGCAUUGAGACCAAAAGCUAAUGAAAAUGGCCUUAUUGAGAAAGAAGAAAUUGCUAGAGUCGUUAAGGGUUUAAUGGAAGGUGAAGAAGGUAAAAGUGCUCGCUAUAGAAUGAAGGACUUAAAAGAUGCGGCCGCAGCUGUGCUCAGUGAAAAUGGCUCCUCUACAAAAGCUCUGGCUGAAGUUGCUCUCAAAUGGAAGAACAAAAUUUCCAAUUAACCUUUUCUUUUAUGCUUUAUUUAUUCAAAUAGUUGUAUUUUAUAGACCGUGUGAUUGUAUGAUGAUUGUAGUCUUUCCCUGGAUGUGAAUAUGUUAAAUAAAAUAAUAAAUUUGUGGAGAA